Messenger RNA from Cylindrotheca closterium, 1299 nucleotides. NCBI's taxonomy places the organism in Eukaryota, Bacillariophyta, Bacillariophyceae, Bacillariales, Bacillariaceae. The record is from the annotation of a GenBank genome assembly.
AUGGAAAUCUGCGAUGGAAGUGAGGAUGAUGAUCAUGGAGUAGGCAACAAUGAUCUCCAUUACAAUGAUGAUGAUGAUGAUGAUGAUGAUGAUGAUGAUGAUGUUGAGGAUGCAUCGUCUAUGCAUGAUGAGCCAAGUGAAGAGCAGCGCAAUGAUGAAAACACUACAGAAAGAAGCAAUGAUGAAUCUGGACACGAAAGUAAUUUUCUCGAUAUUUCUUUUUUCAAACUCCCCUGUCUACAACAGGCCAAGCUUGAAUCGCCACAGAGCCCAUUUGACGUUCUGGCGCGUAGCUUCAUUGCUCUCAAACAUACCUUAUUGAAGCCUCACUGGUUUCAGUUGUUCUACCGUGAAACUGAAGAGAGCAAGGCUUAUGAAGAAAUUGGAAUUUUCCACGAGUUGCUUGGGUUGAGCCAAAAGGAGUGCUUGGACGUUCUUGUUGCUUCAGGACUUGUAGCACCUAACAAGAACUGUCAAAUGAAAGCAAAGAAAGCCAUAUUCAAAAGAAUUCAAGGUAUCGUGGAAGGUGGCUUUGAUUUUGAAAUAAACACCAACAUCAAGGGUUUUUCUUGCAAGCACUCUUUUGUUUUGAUUGGUCCACCGACAGAAAAGAUACCAUCGCUGAGUAAUCAAAUUUGCAAAGAGAAGGAGCGACCAGCAAUCGACUCACCAGGCAUUCUCUCCAUGAUCCAUGAGAGCUUCAAGCAGUACUAUGAUUCUGAUGCUUUUCCAGCUCACAAUGCCAUCUUUCAAGGUGCCCUGAUGCUUGGGGCCACUGCACUUUUUCUUGGAGCAGACAAAGGCGGCGGCAGUUUGGUGAAGAAAGUCUACCUUUGGUUUCAGGGGCUAAGUUACGACGUGGAUCUUGAUUUUGACGGUUCUGGAGAGGAUGCGGCAUCAUGUGGAGAUGCUUGCUAUCAUUUGUUCUUAAAGUUUGUCUUUGGCGACGAUAAGCAUGGCCAGCUGAAGGGCAUUGUCAAGGGUGGAGGAAGCGAUAGCGGUGGUGGUUUCACAAACGGGAAAAUGAAGGAAGAGCUUGUGAGAAAGGGCUUGGCUAACGAGAAUGAAUACAUUCACUGCCCAUGCACCUCGCACAAUGACCAGACCAAUCUUCGAAAUGCUACUGAAAGCAUCUUUGGUGAAGGUGGAAUUGAGAAAAGGAAUGUCAUGCAACUAUUGCAUGCGCUUUCGGACUUCCAAAACGAUUUUUCUGACAAAGACCUAUACUUAGAUCUGCUAGAAGCUGCACAUCAUGAUAAAUUUCGCGACAAAGCAACAGUGCCAAAGGAUUUGCUUUGA